AAUCAUUAAACACGAAACGAGCCUCUGACCUUGCCCUGUUGGCAUUUCUACUGGCCAGAGAAAUACAACUUAAAGAAGAACAUAUAAGGGUUUGAUGGAAAAUAGAUUUCCAAACACGCCCAACCUGCCAAACAGGAAUAAAAGCUUCCAGUGGAAGCAUCACGUUCCCUUGAAAUAGAAGUGUUUUAGCUUGUGUGAGCGUAUUUGACUCUUGAAAAGAAAUGAGAUCGUGUUUCAUUUCAGGAAGAUAUAUGCGUCAGGAAAAUUUCUAUCUUCUUUUGUAUUAUCAAGGAGAUAUUUGGAGCAGAGUCAACCCUCUCAGUUACAUAAAAUAAAAAAUGGCAUAUUCUUGGCAAACGGAUCCAAAUCCUAAUGAAUCACACGAAAAGCAGUAUGAACACCAAGAAUUUCUCUUUGUAAAUCAACCCCAUUCUUCUAGCCAAGUCAGUCUGGGUUUUGAUCAGAUAGUAGAUGAGAUCAGUGGCAAAAUUCCACACUACGAGAGUGAAAUUGAUGAAAACACCUUUUUUGUGCCCACUGCACCAAAAUGGGACUCAACAGGGCAUUCAUUAAAUGAAGCACACCAAAUAUCCUUGAAUGAAUUCACUUCUAAAAGCCGUGAACUCUCCUGGCAUCAAGUUAGCAAAGCACCAGCAAUUGGUUUUAGUCCUUCUGUGUUACCAAAACCUCAAAAUACGAAUAAAGAAUGCUCCUGGGGAAGCCCCAUAGGAAAACAUCAUGGUGCUGAUGAUUCCAGAUUCAGUAUUUUAGCUCCAUCAUUCACAAGUUUGGAUAAAAUUAAUCUAGAGAAAGAAUUAGAAAAUGAAAAUCAUAACUACCAUAUAGGAUUUGAAAGUAGCAUUCCUCCAACAAAUUCAUCCUUCUCAAGUGACUUCAUGCCGAAAGAAGAGAAUAAAAGGAGUGGACAUGUGAACAUUGUGGAACCAUCUUUGAUGCUUUUGAAAGGCUCUCUUCAACCCGGAAUGUGGGAAAGUACAUGGCAGAAGAAUAUAGAGUCAAUAGGUUGUUCCAUUCAGCUAGUGGAAGUACCUCAAAGCAGCAAUACGAGUCUGGCCUCUUUUUGCAACAAAGUAAAAAAAAUCAGAGAAAGAUAUCAUGCAGCUGAUGUUAAUUUCAAUUCUGGGAAGAUCUGGAGCACUACUACAGCAUUUCCGUAUCAGCUCUUUUCUAAGACCAAGUUUAAUAUACAUAUUUUUAUUGAUAACUCAACACAACCUCUUCAUUUUAUGCCAUGUGCUAAUUAUCUUGUCAAAGAUCUAAUUGCAGAAAUUCUGCAUUUUUGCACAAAUGACCAGCUACUCCCCAAAGAUCAUAUUCUAAGUGUAUGUGGCUCUGAAGAAUUUUUACAAAACGACCACUGUUUGGGGAGCCACAAAAUGUUUCAAAAAGAUAAAUCUGUUAUUCAGCUCCACCUGCAGAAAAGUAGGGAAGCUCCAGGAAAGCUAUCUCGAAAGCAUGAAGAGGACCACAGUCAGUUUUAUCUGAAUCAACUUCUAGAAUUUAUGCAUAUUUGGAAAGUAUCCAGACAAUGUCUCUUAACACUCAUCAGAAAAUAUGACUUCCACCUGAAAUACCUAUUGAAAACCCAGGAAAACGUGUAUAAUAUUAUUGAAGAAGUUAAAAAAAUAUGCAGUGUUCUAGGGUGUGUGGAAACCAAACAAAUUACAGAUGCAGUAAAUGAACUAAGUCUAAUUCUUCAGAGAAAAGGAGAGAAUUUUUAUCAAAGUUCAGAGACUUCAGCAAAAGGCUUGAUAGAGAAGGUAACAACUGAACUAUCCACAUCCAUCUACCAGCUAAUCAAUGUCUACUGUAACAGCUUUUAUGCAGAUUUUCAGCCUGUAAAUGUACCUAGAUGCACUUCCUAUCUAAAUCCCGGGCUUCCUUCCCACCUCAGCUUCACAGUGUAUGCAGCACACAACAUUCCAGAAACCUGGGUGCACAGCUACAAAGCGUUUUCUUUUACCUGUUGGCUUACAUAUGCUGGAAAGAAGCUGUGCCAAGUGAGAAACUACAGAAAUAUUCCAGACAAGAAAUUAUUUUUUUUCUUGGUCAACUGGAAUGAAACGAUCAAUUUUCCCCUUGAAAUAAAGUCACUUCCAAGGGAAUCCAUGCUCACUGUAAAACUGUUUGGGAUUGCCUGUGCAACCAACAAUGCAAAUUUACUGGCGUGGACUUGUCUUCCACUGUUUCCAAAAGAAAAAUCCAUUCUCGGGUCUAUGCUGUUCAGCAUGACAUUACAGAGUGAGCCUCCCGUAGAAAUGAUAACUCCAGGAGUGUGGGAUGUAAGUCAGCCAUCCCCGGUGACCCUGCAGAUUGAUUUUCCAGCUACUGGGUGGGAGUAUAUGAAACCUGAUUCUGAAGAGAAUAGAAGUAAUCUUGAAGAGCCACUAAAGGAGUGUAUAAAACAUAUUGCCAGACUUUCACAGAAACAGACUCCCCUACUACUCUCUGAAGAAAAGAAAAGAUAUUUAUGGUUUUAUCGCUUCUACUGCAAUAAUGAAAACUGCUCCCUUCCUUUAGUCCUGGGUAGUGCCCCUGGAUGGGAUGAAAGGACUGUUUCAGAAAUGCAUACCAUUUUGAGAAGAUGGACAUUUUCUCAACCUUUAGAGGCUCUUGGGCUUUUGACUUCCAGUUUUCCAGAUCAAGAAAUUCGUAAAGUGGCAGUUCAACAAUUAGACAACCUCUUGAAUGAUGAACUACUGGAAUAUCUCCCACAGCUAGUUCAGGCUGUCAAGUUUGAAUGGAACCUUGAGAGUCCUUUAGUGCAACUUCUACUCCACCGCUCCUUGCAGAGCAUCCAGGUUGCCCAUCGUCUUUACUGAAGAGACUACAGGAAGAAGCAUGUGCUUAAUGACCAGAAAAUGAGUCAAACCAUUGAUGUGAAACUGAGCAGCUUAAUUUUGUUGGUUAAUGGUGAGUAAUGCACAAAACAAGCCAAUGACUAAAAUAUAUCUUAGGGAGAAGAAAAAGACCAACAUGAUUUUAUUCCUCUGAAAUUAUAACAUCAUAAUCCAUCUUUGCAGCAAAAGGGUCUCUAGAAAUUAUUACACACAUUCCUUGAUCAUAUACCCAGAUUGCUUCAAUCAGCUAAUUAGACAAAGCCAUUGUAUAGUAUUUUCAAUCUUUAUUUCCAAAUCAGAGUUAAAUUUGCUUCCUACGUCAGUGUGACUGGCAGCUCCUCUGUCACCCUCAAUCUCUAAACUAUUGCUUCUAAUUUGGAGUUGCCUGAGAGACCCAUUUCUGAAAAGGAGGCUUUUACCUACAAAGCAGUUUAUAGCUUCUUUGAUUUCAGUGCAACAAAGCUUUCGACUCUGCUUAAAAUGGAAAUGAUUAUUUCUUACAGGAAAGAAACGAGUGAACCCCUGCUGGGGGGAAAAUGUUUUCUUGGAAAUACUUUUAUAAACUUGGUAAUUAAUGGCAGUAAAAUUGCUUAUUUAAAACUAUGACCUUUUCAAAGACAUGCUGAAUAUGCUCAAAUUAUCCUAUACUUGUAAUCAUUUUUCAAAUUGUAGUUGAAGUUUAUUUAAACUAUUAAAUAUACUACUCUGACUUUUGUCCUACGGAUGCUUAUCUUAGCCCCUCUGAAUAUUUUCUUACAACUAAUUUCCCCAAAUUUCUUCCACUCCUCAAAUUAUUCUUUCUCUCUCCCCUCCACUUCUCUUCCCUCCACAUUUGGUUUCUUAUAUUAUCUUUUGAUAUUACAUUUUAUUUUUCUCCACAAAAGAUGAAUGUAUGCUUAAUUCACCUGUGAAGUCUCUCUUUAAAAAAAAAAAAAAGCUUAUUACACACACUGGUUACUCUAAUACCAGAUAUCAGCACCCUCUUAUUACCUAGCUAUCUUCACUAAUUGUUUAAAGCUUGUCAAGUGUGGUAAAACAAAAUGCAGCCACCUGCUACUCUUUUUUUUUUUUUUCAUUUGGGUUUUAUGGCUUUCUGAGACUGGUAUUACCAACUUUGUCAUAGGCUUUAGAGUCAUAUCUAAAGUUUACCUGAGAGUUAAACUUCAGUAUACUUUAUUUCUUUAUCACAUUUUGCUAUUAUAUCUCCUCUUUUACUCCACACAUCCUUCUGCUUCUGACCACAGUGGGUGAUAGACUGCCAAUUUAAGGCAUAAUAUAGUAAACAAUUUGGGAGAUAUUAUUUAUAAUAAUAGUAUCAUGAGUGAAGGUAUGUGGCUGGCAAAGAAGCAGUUAAGAUUAUAACUGAUCUAGAUCUAGACCAGCAUUUGGGUUGAGUUAGUCAAGGCCAACCAGAAUAUUUUUCAAGGCUGCCCGUUAGCAGAAAAAGUCUUCAAGCCAGGAUACCAGUUCAAGGUAGGAAGACGCAGGGUCCAGGGUCUCUAAUACUUGGUCAGAGAGCUUUCAAGUAGAGACUUGCUAAUAACUUAGAGAUGCAUAUCCCAAACAUUUCUUCCAUGAAACCACAGCCCCAUGCGGUUAGGGCUUAGUGGUCAAAUAAAUCUGCAAAGGGCUGAAUGCUUUGUUCCAACCAUAGAAAGUUGUGCACUUUAAAAUGUGAAGAUGCUGAAAACUCCUGUGCUUUAGAACAAUUCAAUUUUUGUAGCUUUUCUCAAACCUAUUUGACCUAUUGACUGUCUUUGAAGGAAUACUCUUUGGAAACUAGAGCCUAGGAUGUAUCCUUGCCACCUCGUCUCUCAGCUUCAUAACUGGUCCCCAAGUUCUGUAAGCCACACGGUUCAUUCCUCAAAAAAUCCCUUGCAACUCUUCCUUCCUUCCAGCCACCACCCAUGUUCAUGUCAGUGGUUCUCAAUGUCAACAGAAGGGAGGAAAGAUGGAGAUAGUUCACAUCAACAGGAGAAUGUGUAGUUUCAAAAAUCAAAAUUAAAUAUUAUAACGUUUUAUUAUAAUGUUUUAUUAUAAUGUUUUAUUUAUCAUCAAACUAAUUUACUUUAUUUCAAAGUUUCCAAAAGAAUUAAAGGGAAUGAGAUUAAUUUUAUAUAUCCAAAGACAGAUUCAAUUUUAAAAAGUUAAGAAACGUUAACUUAGACCUUUAUGAUGCCCUAAGCAUCGAAUCAGACUUACUCUAAACUAUUUUUCUUCCCUCCAAUGUACCAGAGUCACCCUCAGCAAUGCAAUUAUCUGAAAAGAAACAAAUGAAAAAACUUGUACUCAUUUUGACAGACUUUCUGGUAUGCCAUAAAGAUGCCAGGGGAAGGAAAGCGAUGCUCCAGAAGGACCAGUUGCCUUACCUCAGACAAGACAAUUACUGCUAGGGACCUUAGUCUUCUCAUGUACAAAAUGGGCAUUCGGGAUUAGAGGAAUCUCAACCUACAUGAAUUCAACAUCUCCUCUCUACUCAAAAAUCUUGAAUGUAUAUAUACUGCUCUCCCCGGUGCUACCUAUAGAACAAAUCUACCUUUUGGCUUAGGUAUUUAAGACCUUCCAAAUCUAUUACAAAUCUAUCUUUGUAACCUUUUCACUAAUCCUCACCAUUAACUUUCUGCUCUUGUCCAAUUUUUCAGGUAACUGUUGCCUGAAUAAUUCUUGCUUGUUCUCAUCACAAAGCCUUGGCUUAUGACAGUCUUAUCUCUGGAAACUUCCUUACUACUUAUUUCUUUUCCAACACCUACCCAUCCAUAUCUUAUUUUUUUAGGAUUCAAUUCACAGAGCACAUUCCCCUGUGAACUUUCUACAAUUAUUCUGAACAAUGGUAAUUUCUUCCUAACUGAUUUUCUGUACCAAAAAAAUUUAUACUAUUAUUUGAUCCUUAUAAUGUAAGAUCUUGUGUAUUUAAGUAUGUUUUAUUUCUUCCAAUUAAGUUGUGUGAGUGCCUCUGGGGCUAGAAAUUUUUAUGCUUCAAUGGCUUUCUCAUAAUGCUUAGUAACAUGUUACCCAUAGUCAAUAAUCAAUAUUUAUUAAACUUUGGAUAUUAAUUAAUAAUGAAAGAUCUGUAGAUUCAUAAUAGAUUCCAUUUAUAUCAAAUUAGAUACUGCAUUACAAAAAUCAGAAUGGAAUACUCUUAGUAGGCUGUGAGAAAUUUGGUUCUAUUAUUUUAAACUACUACACUGAACUUUCUCAGUCACCUAAAUUAUCCAAAAUGGAAACUAAAUUCAAUUUCUUUGUAUCUUCAAAUUUGAAAGGACUUUCUACUUUUCUUGAUUCAAAAAUAUGUUCAAAUGUAUAAAAACAGGAAAAGAAGAAACAGAUUAAGCAGAAAUUCAAUUAAUUCAAGAAGUGAUCAUAAUGAUACAUUUAUAAUUCUUUCACUUUUGCUUAACAUAUCUUUAUGUUAAAAUCAUCACAUCUUAGAAAGAAAACAUCUAUAAAUAUUUUAUUAGUAUUUUUUGGACUCUGGAUUUGUGUCCAAAGACGUUCUUUAACUAGCUGUACUUAUCAGCUACCUAAAAGUCCUGUCCCAAUCAUGUUAUAUCACAUUUUUAACUUGUCUGCUUAUUCAUUUUUGUAUGUUUACUGUCUCCCUCUCCCUACUCCCAACUAUAAUGUAAGCUCUGUGACCACAUGAACUCUGGUCAUCACGAUCACCCUCAUGAUCAGUAAAGUCUUAGUCACUUCGCUGUAUUGUCAGGGUUUGUGUAGGCAUUUAGUAUUAUAUACAUUCAUUGAAUAAAUAAAAUACUUGCCUGAACUACAGCAAAUAAUUUUUUCUCUCUUGGCUUCAAUUGUUGCCCCUCUAAAAAUAGAAAAGUUUAUCUAUUCCAAUAUUUUUAUUAUUAUUAUUUGGAGACAAAGUCUCACUCUGUCACCCAGGCUGGAGUACAGUGGUGUGAUCUUGGCUCACCGCAACUUCCACCUCCUGGGUUCAAGCAAUUCUCCCACCUAAGCUUCCCGAGUAGCUGGGAUGACAGGCACCCGCCACCACGCCCAGCUAAUUUUUGUAUUUUUAGUAGAGAGGCGGUUUCACCAUGUUGGCCAGGCUGGUCACAAACUCCUGACCUCUGGUAAUCCACCCACCUCACCUUCCAAAAGUACUAGGAUUACAGGCGUGAGCCGUCGCGCAUGGCCUAUUUUGAUGUUUUUUAAAAAUGUGUUUCUCCAAAUCACAAGGUUCAUUAGAGCUCUCUCAGAGUGUGAAAGGGGAAACCAAAACAAGCAGUGGUCUAGGCUGCCUACUGCCCUCUCAGUAGGGCAAAUCGUUUUUUAUCCUGGGGGUGCAUGUUGAGGAAGGAAGAUGGUUCUAAGUAAGAUUUUGCUUUUACAAUGUUUUAAAGAAACUUCUAAACUAGAUUAUUUCCAUAGAUCUUUCCAGAGUCCAGGUCUGAUUUACAGAUUAUGUUUGUAGGUUUGUUUUUGUUAUUGUUGUUGUUUAAUUUCACAUGCUUGGAAAAA
Homo sapiens (human) is the source of this 7328-nucleotide messenger RNA. It is a transcript of the gene PIK3C2G, whose product is annotated as phosphatidylinositol-4-phosphate 3-kinase catalytic subunit type 2 gamma. Gene Ontology annotation, cellular component: membrane. The coding region runs from base 339 to 2843 and encodes 834 amino acids. Gene Ontology annotation, biological process: phosphatidylinositol phosphate biosynthetic process. The transcript has 20 exons. The record is from RefSeq and is a predicted model, not a curated record. NCBI's taxonomy places the organism in Eukaryota, Metazoa, Chordata, Mammalia, Primates, Hominidae. Gene Ontology annotation, molecular function: 1-phosphatidylinositol-4-phosphate 3-kinase activity; kinase activity; 1-phosphatidylinositol-3-kinase activity.